UCAUGACGGGGGAGUUGUGAGCUUGCACCUUUGAGCAGAUCCAAUACAUGCGAUUUUCGUUGACAGCCAAGAACCAUGAAGACCAUCCUUGCCGCAUACUCGGGCGUGCUCAAAGGCACUGGCUCCAGCAUCCUCUCCUCCCUGCAGGACCUGCCCUUGGCUUUCUGGCUUUGUGGAUCCAAGAUGGAGAAACAUCUCCAGGUCAUCUCUGUGCUGCAGUGGGUGGUCACCUUCUUAGCCUUGGGGUCAGUCUGCACCGUGCUGCUAAUCUAUAUGUUCUGCACUGAUUGUUGGCUUAUCGCUGCCCUUUACACCUCCUGGCUCAUUGUUGACUGGAACACCCCAAAACAAGGUGGCAGAAGAUCUUCAUGGGUCAGAAGUUGGACAGUGUGGACGUACUUUCGAGACUAUUUUCCAAUAAGGCUAAUUAAAACCCAUAACCUGCUGCCCAACCGGAACUAUAUCUUUGGCUACCAUCCCCACGGCAUCUUCUGCUUCGGGGCUUUCUGCAACUUUGGGACAGAGGCCACAGGCUUCUCCAAGAAAUUUCCAGGCAUCAAACCCUCCCUGGCCACCUUGGCAGGAAACUUCCGAAUGCCUGUCCUACGGGACUACCUGAUGUCUGGAGGUAUCUGUCCUGUGAACAGGAACUCCAUUGACUACCUACUGUCAUGUAACGGUACAGGGAACGCUGUGAUCAUUGUUGUGGGAGGCGCAGCGGAGUCGUUACACUGUGCACCAGGCAUGAAUUCUGUCAUCCUAAAGAACCGUAAAGGCUUUGUGAGAAUGGCACUCCAGAGAGGGUCCGACUUGGUUCCAGUGUAUUCCUUUGGGGAGAAUGAUGCCUACAAGCAGGUGAUCCUCGAGGAGGGCACUUACUGGAGCGCUGUCCAGAAGAAAUUACAGAAGUUGUUAGGCUUCGCUCCGUGCCUUUUCCAUGGAUGCGGCCUCUUCUUUGGCAACUCCUGGGGCAUUGUGCCAUAUGGCAAACCGAUCACAACCAUAGUUGGGGAGCCCAUCACAGUGCCCAAAAUAGAGGACCCCUCUGAUGAGAUGGUGGAUCUUUAUCAUGCAAUGUAUGUCAAGUCCCUCCAGUGCCUGUUUGACAAGUACAAGACCCGUUUUGGUUUGAAGGAGAGUGAAAUCCUGUACAUCGAGUGAAAGAAUGAAGGGGAAACUUUAAACUUUGAGAACUGUUUAUCUUCUGACAACAAUUCCCCGAACCCCCCCCCCCCCCCUUCAGAUCUCUCAUGCCAUGCCAUCCCAGUCUAAUCUUGGUGCCUGAUUGGGAUUAUUUUUGGAUUUGAAUAUCCACACAUGAUCACAUUUGCGUCGUGUCUCCCAAGCAAACAGGCAUAGAUUAUCCUCAGGGAUUGACGGGUUUGAGAGAAUGGCAAUGUGCCUUGGAUUAACAUUGAACAUGACAUACUGAAGAAUGCCUUAACAACACAACUGCCUUUUGUGUGUGUGUAUUUACUUUUUCCUAAUGUAGACAUCCAAAUAUGUGUCUUGUAAAUGCAGAGGGGAAGGUAAGGAUUUAAAUGAUUAAUUCUCACAAAACUCUUUAAGAUUAGAUUAUAUAGUAAAAGCACAACCAAUGCAAAUUAAGUGUACCACACAAGCCCACAGAUUAAUGGGGUUACCAAAGAUGUAGAUGUGUUUCCUCACAAAUGCAUUAACAGUAUGUCUUCUUAAGGAAAGCCAAUACUUCUCCAUGGGGUUCCUGUGUUGAAAAUGCAAUACAUUUCUGCAUGUGAUUUUAGACUGCCACAAAGUAUUAAUUUCAUUCAUCAAAGAGGAAAGGAAGCCAGUCUCUUGAAUGAAUAUUUCCAAUGCACUUUCUCUCACCAAUUCUCUUCUCGAGGUUUUGUCACAAGAAUAAAAACUGCGUUUUUGAUACGAGAUGAGGAUUCUCAUUUAUUGUUCAAGUUGUAUUCAGGCUUGGAGGGGUGUGUUCUGCAGUGAAAAGUAAAGCAGCGGCUUAUAAUGUAUCUUUGAGUGCUUCGGAGGGUUUACAACGGCAGUCAAGAGAGGAUAAUGUAAAUUACUGGAUACUUGUUCUGAAGUUUGGUUUUAGGCAUAGUAGAUCACUUGGCAAACAUGCAGUGGGUGGUAAUUUAAAAAAAGGAAGGGUUAGUAUUGCAGAUUGUAUUAUAUUUGAGGGUGCCACUUAUCGUUGUUUGAGAAAAGAAAGUUGUAUGGACCGUAUGCUGCCAAUCACAAUAUUUGGGUUUGGGAUUGUCGUACUGUAAAGUUGGUUAUUCAUAUGAUUGUCAUUUGGAGAUGAAUGUCCUCUGGAUUUGCCAUUGUGAAUUGAAUAUGAAGAGCAGUGUAAUUCAUGUGCAAUAUACAGUAGCUGCAAGAAAUGCACAGCACAGAUGUGUCUGUAUGGUGUAUGACAUUUUUGCCAAACUAUAUUAAAUUAAACUUUUGUAUAUUUUCAGAAGGAACGUGUAU
Molecule: messenger RNA, 2457 nt
Organism: Phycodurus eques (leafy seadragon)
Lineage: Eukaryota; Metazoa; Chordata; Actinopteri; Syngnathiformes; Syngnathidae
Gene: dgat2
Product: diacylglycerol O-acyltransferase 2
Exons: 8
Coding region: 76-1161 (361 amino acids)
Biological process (GO): triglyceride biosynthetic process
Cellular component (GO): endoplasmic reticulum membrane
Molecular function (GO): diacylglycerol O-acyltransferase activity
Source: RefSeq, a predicted model, not a curated record